Messenger RNA from Entelurus aequoreus (snake pipefish), 1501 nucleotides. RefSeq names its product natriuretic peptide C (gene nppc). Bases 119 to 484 code for a protein of 121 amino acids. NCBI's taxonomy places the organism in Eukaryota, Metazoa, Chordata, Actinopteri, Syngnathiformes, Syngnathidae. Gene Ontology annotation, biological process: cGMP biosynthetic process; receptor guanylyl cyclase signaling pathway. The transcript has 3 exons. Gene Ontology annotation, molecular function: hormone receptor binding; hormone activity. The record is from RefSeq and is a predicted model, not a curated record. Gene Ontology annotation, cellular component: extracellular region.
GCUUUGGAGUACAAGGACGGACGAAAAAAGCUUUUAUUGGCUGCUGCAUUCGACACCGCGCACAUCCUCCCAUUGCACUUCCAGACCGGAGGAAGCCCUUCCCUUCAUUGUCAUCAAGAUGAACUUGUCCUACUUGGUGGCGUGUGGACUUAUGGUCACGCUGCUUUCGGGGAGGAUGGGAGCGAAACCUUUAACUCAGGCACAGCAGAAGUCUCUGAGAAGUUUGCUCGGCGACGAGCUGACGGACCUUCUGGAGUCAGAGGAGCGGGACCGGCGGUUAGACGCCGUGCGCUCUCGGAUGCGCUUACUGCGAGAUUUACGCAUGGACACCCGCGCCAGAGGCAUGUGGGCUCGGCUCCUCAACGACCAGCCCGUGCCGAGGAGGCACAAAUCCGGGAGCAAGAAAGCCGGGUCCACGGCGCGGAGUGGCUGCUUUGGACACAAGAUGGACAGGAUAGGGACCAUCAGUGGCAUGGGUUGCUAGUGUUGGAACGCGCGCUUUUUUUUUGACGAUCUCCAGAGGAUGUGUUUGGAAACAUUUUGUUCUCACACAAGGGAGUUAAAAAAAAAUAAAAAUAAAAAAAAGACCUCACCAGACGGGACAGAUUUUUGGUACGAAAGUCACCAUGGCCAGCAUUAAUAGAGACUGAGAUGACAGGGCUAUACACAAGCCUCAUAUAAAUACAUGUAUAUGAUAAAUAUGCAGGUAUAUAUCCGUAGAUGUAUACCAUACAAAAUGUUCAGACGACGGUGUAAAAAAACAUUGACAAACCGCAGAUCUGUAUAUUGUUUGCUGCUGCUGUAAAUCCAUGUACUUCAUCUUCCCCUGCAUAAAUGUAUUUAUGUUAAGAACUAUUUAUAUGUUUAUAAAAAAAAAAGAGAUAUUUAUAAAUACGUUUUAUUUAUGUAACUUUUUUUUUUUUUUUUUUUUUUUUUUAAAGGACGCAAACUGCAGGUCAAUUCUGUUUGUAACUUUUUUCGUUUGUCUCAAACAGUUGUAAAUGUUUUGAACAAUGAUAAAAAAGAAUGUGCACUUAACAUGCGUCCAUGUUGUCUUUGCGCAGGUAAAAAAAAAAAAAAAGGAGUUUAUAUGAGCUUAACCCUCUUAAGUAUAUCCAGGAUGGAAAAAGUCCUCAGGGAGUUAGGAGGGUUUUCAACAAGUUUUGGAUUCAUACAUUUUAGUACUUUUUUUUUUACUACUAGUCAACUCAGUACUAAAUAUAAGUAGCUAACAUGUCAUGUUUUUUCAUCGUAACCCUAAUCAAUGCCCAUUUGGUUUAUUUUAGUCUUUUUAUUUUGAAAAUUGCAAAAAAAAGUUAUGACCAUGCAUAUAAUCCAAACUCAUUUUAGAUGGGGGGCCACAUGGAGAAGAAUCUACUCCCAAGUGGGCCGGACUGGUAAAAUCAUGGCACGAUAACUUAAAAAUAAAGACAACUUCAGAUUGUUUUCUUUGUUUAAAAAUAAAACAAGCACAUUCUGAAAAUGUACAAAUCAUAAUGUU